AUGACUUUGGUUCAAAGAUUCAGAAAGCCAGAUCUUUUUAUUACCAUGACAUCUAACCCAAGUUGGGAAGAAAUCAAAAGCGAAUUACUCGCUGGACAAACUCCACAAGAUCGCCCUGACUUACUCACUAGAGUAUUUCGUGCAAAACUUGAGCAACUAAAAGAAGACAUCAUUGAAAAGGGGGUAUUGGGUAGUGUUGUUGCUUACGCAUACGUUAUUGAGUUUCAGAAACGUGGUCUUCCACAUGUGCAUAUGCUGGUUGUGUUAAAUGAAAAUGAUAAGAUCAAUAACCCAGAUGAGUAUGACCGAAUUGUUAGAGCUGAAAUACCAAAUGAAGAUGUAGAGCCUCAACUUUAUAAUGUGGUGUUAAAGCAUAUGAUUCAUGGCCUGUGUGGGAUUCAUAAUCCUCUAUCUCCAUGUAUGAAAAAUGGGAGUUGUAAGAGAAAGUUUCCCAAACCAUUUGCAUCAGUCACCGUUCAAGGGAAUGAUUCGUAUCCAAUUUAUCAAAGGCGAGGAAAUCGAUUGCUCGUCUCACUUAAUCAACAAGGAAACAUAAUGGUUGAUAAUAGUUGGGUCAUUCCAUAUAAUCCAUGGUUGCAGUUAAGGUAUGAUUGUCACAUCAAUGUCGAAAUUUGCGCAAGCAUAAAAAGUGUCAAGUACUUAUAUAAGUAUGUUUACAAAGGCCCAGACAGAGUAACAGUUGAAGUGCAAUCAGACCCUCAAUAUGAUGAAAUAAAGCAGUUUCAGGAUGCAAGAUGA
Molecule: messenger RNA, 759 nt
Organism: Pyrus x bretschneideri (Chinese white pear)
Lineage: Eukaryota; Viridiplantae; Streptophyta; Magnoliopsida; Rosales; Rosaceae
Exons: 1
Coding region: 1-759 (252 amino acids)
Source: RefSeq, a predicted model, not a curated record